CUUUCAAAAAUACAAAAGCUUGGGAGACAGAGAGAGUGUGUGAGAGAGAGAGGCACAUUCUCCGAAACUCACAACAUCACUCUCCUCUCUCCCUCUCCCACUGCUACAGCAAUCCUCUUCUCUCCUCUCCUCUACCUCGCUUCCUAAUCACCCUUAACCAUGUAUCCUUCAUUUUUUCCACGAAGCUGUAACAGCUCUGCUCCUUGGUUUCGUGCCUUGACAGAAUCGUCAUUUCUAGUCCUAUCAAUUUUCAAGAUGACAGUUCCAGGAGCAACUCAUUUUGAUCCAAUGUUUUUCACUACUGAAGCAAUCGGAAAUGCCUUUGUUGGCCAGUACUAUUAUGUACUGUGCAACUCCCCAGGGCUGGCUCCUAAAUUUUAUAAUGAAUCUAGUAUUCUAAGCCGACCAAAUUCGGAUGGCAUUAUGACAUCAGUGACUACCUUGAAAGAUAUUGAAGAAAAAUUGAAGUCACUGAAUUUUGUGAAUUCUUUGCCACAAAUUGAGACAGUAGAUGCUCAAGACUCUUAUCAUUCAGGGAUCAUUGUUGUUGUCACAGGUUCUUUAAGUGGAACAGAUAAUGUGAGGAGGAAAUUCACUCAAACUUUCUUUUUAGCUCCACAAGAGAAGGGGUAUUUUGUGCUGAACGAUGUUUUUAGGUGUGUCGGGGAAGCUGAGCAGUUGGAGAUGUACUCCAAACCAGUUGAUUGUGAUAAUGAAAGUUCUCCAACUGCUCCCUUGGUGUCUACUACAGUUCUUCCUUCUGUUACCUUGGUCUCUGAAAAUGUUGAAAGUGUAGCUCUGAAUGGUGAAGAGGAAGCUUGUAAUCUCUUGGAUAAGGAGAAAGAACCUGAGAUGAUAAAAGAGACUUUUGAUGAACAGACAAAUACUACUGUUCAGGAUUAUAAAGAAACGGUGAACAGCUCAGAUUCAUCUGGAAAUCUGAAAGAAGUUAAAUCUUAUGCAUCAAUGGUAAAGGUACCAAAGGAUGCUGCAAGUGGAGGUAGUAAUUUAAGGUGGACUCCUACUAAAACUAGUCCCAGAACACUUGGGUCUACAAAUCUUUCUGUUGAACCAACUGCAUCACCUCUAACCAGCGAUAUUGGUCCCCAAAGUACUAGUCUUAAAGGAGCUAAAGGGCAUUCCAUCUACAUACGGAAUCUGCCUUUAGAUGCUACAGUGGUCCUCGUUAGUGAAGAAUUUGCAAGGUUUGGGCCUAUAAAUGAUGGUGGUGUACAAGUCAAAACUCAUAAGGAUUAUGGAUAUCGUUACGGCUUUGUUGAAUUUCAAUCUUUGGACUCCAUGCAGAAUGCAGUGAAGGAAUCACCUCUUAAAAUUGGGGGACGUCGUGUUGUGGUGGAGGAGAAGAGAUCUACUAUUAGAGUUGGAAGCACCACCGGAGAUGGUGAGAGGUUCAUCUCCGAGAGGGGUAUAUUUCAGAACAGCAGGUUUAGGGGAGAUGGUUACUUUGGUGGCAGGGGAUAUGGCAGGAAUGAGCUUAGGAACAAUGGGAAGCUCACAAGCCGGCCAAAGAGUAACGGUGGAAGAUACACUGAGUAUCGCUAUCAACGUGUGGACCGGAGUUGAGUUGGAGAACAUGGUAGUCUUAUGAGGAGUAGAUUAAACUGGGUUGUAUUGGCUCUGACUUUUUGUUAGUCUUGAAUAUUUUAAAUUUCCUUAAGUCUGAUGUGUUCCUUUCUCACAAACUUAGUAAAUGGUGGUAUGCACCUUACCCGCUCUUACAUUCUUGAACGGCAUGAACAUUUUUCUGCUGUGGAUGCUUUGAAUUAUAUCGCUGGCGCAAUUAUGUGAACCUGAUUAGAUACUCAUAUAUGAAGAAAUCCUUUGAUUGGCA
Molecule: messenger RNA, 1852 nt
Organism: Daucus carota subsp. sativus
Lineage: Eukaryota; Viridiplantae; Streptophyta; Magnoliopsida; Apiales; Apiaceae
Product: nuclear transport factor 2
Exons: 10
Coding region: 160-1584 (474 amino acids)
Cellular component (GO): ribonucleoprotein complex; cytosol
Molecular function (GO): mRNA binding
Source: RefSeq, a predicted model, not a curated record